AUGAACAGUGGUAACGUCGACUCUGGUAAGCUUUGUUUUUUCAAGAAAUUCAGAAAUUAUGUUAAAAAAUACUGAAAAUGAUGGGAAAAACACCGGGUUUCGGAGAGAGAAGGCAAGAAUGCGACUGGUUGAAAGUGUAUAACUGACACGCGCACAGGAACGACUCGCUAACAAGCUGAAAUUAGACAAAAUAUACCUCGGGUGCCGAGCGCAACAACAAACUGGCUACAGUUUUUGUGCUCAAAGAGCGAAAGACAUUUUAUUGAUUUUGUAAGAUGGACGACUGCCAGUAGACGUCUCAUGGUCGUCUCAUCGACGGCCACUGGUCGUCUCCCUGGUUCCGAGGAGCACUUUGCCAAAAAAUUUCAGCUAUCGAUAACGAAAGCUACAUGAUUGGAUAGAACUCGGCGAGCUGAUCAAGGUGCUGUCAUUUUCGGUGCUUGAGUUGUGAAAGAUAAGACAGAUAUGGCCGACGGAAGAUGGAAAGGCCCAGUUCCCAGUAGCCUUGUCAGAAAAGUUCGGAAUUUGAAAGUUAUUCAUACAUAUUCUGAUAGAUCUCGCCGAGCUGGUUCUGAUGGUGUCAUUUUCGCUACUGAUAUCGAACUGAUAAGCAGAGAUAUGCCUUCUCGCAAAUUAAGAGAUCAAGAGUCCCAAAGAGUGUCCCAAUAGUUAAACAUGCAUCAAUUUUCAAGACCGAACCCAUCCACUAAACACGUAUAACACACAGAAGCAGAAGCCUACGGCUUGCUAGUCUCAAUAUAAUAUUUGUUGUUAGUUCUAAACAAAGACGAAAUCACUUGUCACGUGGAAUUUGUGUAGUUGGACAUGCGCCCUAUCAAAAUAGGAUUGUUCCUUUCUGAGAACGGCGCCCUAGCCUUUUUUCGAUGCCGCUUCCUUUUAGACAUGAUCACGUUGUGUUUGUGUGUUUGUGUGUGUAUGUGUUGCGCAGAUCAAGUUUUCUCCUCUAGCCUUUCAGGCGCUGCAAGAUAGUCUUUAUCUUGUUCAAUCGCAGAAAUGUCACAGUUGAUAGAUUGAAACAUUCAUUAGUUUCCCACUUCUCCUGUCUGUUAACACUAUUUUCUCUAUUUUCAGAGUCGUCGGUGAUAUCUCCAAAAAGCCGCAACGUGAGAAUGUCGUCCUCCGGAGCCUCUGAAUCGGAGGUCGAGACUUGUGAUGAAAAUGUCGGACUGCUCGGGACCCAUGGGAAGAAGACUAAGCACGAGCGGAGCAGAAAUGAGCAAACGGCACCUCUUCACAGGUAAAUGCUGCGAGAAUGCAUCAUUUCAAGUCAAAUAAAGUUUCAGACCAUUGGGAAUCAACACGGAUGAUGCAACUGUCGAACUGGGAAGAAGACACGACUACCAAGAUCCGUACACUUCUGACGAUGACCUCUUACACACAGGUACGAAACAUUUCAAAUAGAGAACAGACGAGAGGGGCUAUUUUUGCAGGAAGUGAUGCGUACGGCUCGACGGUCGGAGCUACGAUUUCUUUGAAAUUCAACGAAGCAUGCCGUGCCAUCCACAAUGGUCAUUAUCCGGAGAGAAUCGCGCAGGGAUCCAGCGGAAGCUACUUUGUCAAGAAUAUGCACGACGUGAGUACAAAAAACUCUGUAGUUCCACUUCUGCUGUUUUUUCCAGGAGAUUAUCGCCGUUUUCAAACCGAAGAACGAGGAGCCCUACGGAUCGCUGAACCCAAAAUGGCUGAAAUGGCUGCAUCGCGUGUUCCUCCCCUGCUGCUUCGGACGUAGCUGCCUGCCUCCAAACCAGGUCAGUCAUUUUCUAUGUUUUUUGUGUUAUGUGCUGUUUUCCUAAUUGGACUCAUCUUUUCAGCUGGACUCGAAUAG
Messenger RNA from Caenorhabditis sp. 36 PRJEB53466, 1846 nucleotides. Lineage: Eukaryota; Metazoa; Nematoda; Chromadorea; Rhabditida; Rhabditidae. The record is from the annotation of a GenBank genome assembly.